GCCGAGACGGUGCUGCAUCUGCACCCGCUGCUCCCGCCGGGAACCGCUCUCCACGGGAAAUAGACCCUUGUGAAGGUUUGGGAAGGAGCGAGACUGCUGGGAACGGCAGGUAAAGCUCAGCCGGUUUUAAUUUCUUGUGCAGCACUGACUUGCUACUGCCUGCAUUCCUGGAGGAGCUGGGAUUUGUGAGAGGAUGGCGGAAGAGAUAAUGAACUGGACCAGAGAGAAGUCACAAUUGUGUGAUAAUUGGAGGAGGAAGGAAAAAUCAACAAAACAACUGAAAAAGAGCAACAAGCAAUAUGAGGGUCAUGAAGAAGUCAUCAACAGCUGGUGAUCAGGGGUUGUUCCACAGUCCUUUGUUUUUCGGAAACUUAGAAAUGGCUUCACAAGAGGAAAUACAAGCUCAGCCCUUUACAGACAUCUUUGAUGAAGAUGAAGCUGAAAGAUUUUUUCUGUUGUCCAAGCCCACUUGCUUAAUUGUCUUUGGAAAGCCAGGCUCUGGAAAGAAAACAUUAGCUAGAAAACUAGCACAGAGAUGGAACUGCAUUUUCAUAGAAGCUUCAGAAGUAAUUCAAUCGAAUAUUCAACAAGGAACAGAAAACGGACUUAAGUGUCAAGAAUUGCUUUGUCAAGGUCAAAGCAUUCCUGAGGAACUGGUGACAGAAAUGAUUCUGCAAAAGAUUGAAUCACCAGAAGUUGCUCAUUUUGGUUAUGUUCUCACUGGAUUUCCUUCUCUCUCGGAGGAAUACAUGACUGUUUCACAGCAAAUACGGAAAAUAAUGAAUCUAAAAUUAAAACCGGAUGUCCUGAUUAACAUUAAGUGUCCAGAUUAUGAGUUAUGCCAAAGAAUAUCAGGACAAAGGCAAAAUCCUGAUUCAGGGGAGAUAUGUCAGAGGAGCCAGUGGGAUCCUACAGUUACUGGCAAGCAUAAGAAAGAGCAGGAUGAAGAAGAGGAUGAAGAAGAAGAUGAAGAGCGGGAUGAAGAAGAGGAGGAAGAAGAGACUGGAGAAGGUCCGCGUAAGAAAUUAGAAACUUUUCAUCAAUUAGUGCACAGGCCUGAAGAUUUUCUUGAAAAUGCAGAAAAAAGAAUUGGAAUACACAAGGAUAUAAUGCUUCUUCCUUUAGAAGAAUUGUUGACUGACCAGGAUUGUCGAUACCUUAUUGAAGUGGAUGGAAGUCAGCAACCAGAUUAUGUCUUUGAAGCAGUGGCAGGCAGACUUCAGUCUAUGGAUGUUCAAAGUGCAGCUCCUAUAAUCAGACUUCAAAGAGAAGAAGAAGAAGAAACGUUGGAGGGAAAGCAAAAUGAUGAACUUUUCCGGGCUCUGUCAUCUUACAAGCUGAUAGCACCCAGAUACCGAUGGCGUAGGAGCAGGUGGGGACGAGUGUGUCCUGUGGCUCUAAAGGAAGGGGACAUUGUAAUGGGAAACCCAGAGUUUGCUGUCAGUUUUCUAGGUAAAAUGUAUGUACUGUCAUCUGAAGAGGCAUUGAAAAAAUUUAUGAUGAAUCCACGACCUUACCUCUUACCUCCAAUGCCAGUUUCUCCUUGUAAAGUAUUCGUAUUUGGUCCUCCAUUCUCAGGAAGAACAACUAUUUGUAAUGUAAUUGCACACAAUUAUAAAGGAAAGGUUCUUGAUAUGGGCAAACUCAUUCAACAAUAUAAAGAAACAAGAGAAAAAAUCACUGAGGAAUUGCGAAAGGAUGCAGUAGAAAAGGCUAUAGCAGCAGUGAAAAAUAGACUGGAAUCAGAAGAAUCCAAAAGAUUGGAAUCAGAAGAACUAUCAGAAGAACACUCAGAAGAAUCCAAAAGAUUGGAAUCAGAAGAACUAUCAGAAGAACACUCAGACGAAUCCAAAAGAUUGGAAUCAGAAGAACAGUCAGAAGAACAAUUAGAAGAAUCCAAAAGAUUGGAAUCAGAAAAACAAGCAGAACACUCAGAAGAAUCCAAAAGAUUGGAAUCAGAAGAACAAUCAGGAGAACAAACAGAAGAAUCCAAAAUAUUGGAAUCAGAAGAACAAUCAGAAGAACACUCAGAAGAACCCAAAAGAUUGGAAUCAGAAGAACAAUCAGAAGAACACUCGGAAGAAUCCAAAAUAUUGGAAUCUGAAGAACAAUCAGAAGAACACUCAGAAGAAUCCAAAAGAUUGGAAUCAGAAGAACUAUCAGAAGAACACUCGGAAGAAUCCAAAAGAUUGGAAUCAGAAGAACAAUCAGAAGAACACUCGGAAGAAUCCAAAAGAUUGGAAUCAGAAGGACAAUCAGAAGAAUCAGUAGUACCAGAGAUAACUGCUGACCACCCAGAAGUUCAAGCCAUGGUAGAAGAAGCCAUGAAAAGCGCAUCAGUCUCUCAAGUUAUAUCACCUCAGAUAUGUGCUGAACUACUGGAGGGAGCUAUUGCAGAGCUUAUGAAGACAAACAAAGAUAGGUUUCCUGGUGCUUCAGAAAGAGGAGGGUGGGUAGUGGAUAACUACCCUCUGUCAGCAGACCACUGGUCAGCUUUAUCAGAGAAAAGACUUCUACCUGACACUGUUGUCUGUCUGAAGGAUACAAAAAAAGAUGGAGCCUGUAUACUACAUAGAGCAUACCUGGCAAGUAGGAAUGAAAAUAAUUCUGAGAUUUUGGAAAGACCAACAGAUGAAGCAUUAGAAAAUAAAGAAGAUGAUGCAAGAGGAGGAAUGGAAGAAACACUGACAUCAGAGGAAGAUCCGUCUCCAGCUGCUGCUGAGGAGAAAGAAGUCAUGCAACCUGAGUUUGCAGAGGAUGAUUUUCCAGAUACAGAAGAAAUUCAAGCAAAGAUUGACCUUUUCAUGAGUGAUUGGAAAGAAGUGGAAUCAAAAAUCAAGAAGUCAUCUCCAGUUCAGGUUGUUGUUUUAGAGAUUGCUGAGCAAACACCAGAAAGUCUGCUUAAUCAAACUGUGCUGGUUAUGGAAAAACCUUUUAAAUAUUAUGGCUGGGAAUUAUCUGAUGAAGACUUAGAGGAGGAAGCACAAGAUCUGGCUGCUGAAGAGGAAAAUGAGGAAGAGGAAGAAAAAGAGGAAGGUGAAGAAGAGGAAGAAGAAGGGGAAGAGGAAGAAGAGGAAGAAGAGGAAGAAGAUGAAGAAACAAUUAAGCAAAAGAAAAGGCUCAUGGGAGACACAAACCACUUUUGUCCAGUCAGUCUGAAAGAAAACUUUGUCCUCUACCCUGGACUCCAGGAACAUGCAGCUAAAUAUAAAGAAAAGAUUUAUUACUUUUCAUCUUCUGAGUACAGAGAUAAAUUUUUGAAGAAUCCUGAGGAGUAUGUGGCUCACAAUGAACCACUGAAAGCUCCUCCUUUACGUGUGUGUUUACUUGGGAUUCAUGGAGCAGGUAAAACUACUUGUGCUCGACAGAUAGCAAACAAAUUAGGCAUUUUCCAUAUUCAAUUUGAAGAAUAUCUACAGGAAUUGAUUUUACCCAAAACUAAAAGGAAAGUUGGGCCAUCUUUUGAUGAAGACCAUGAAGAUGACAAUAAAAUACCAGAGGAAUUGGAAGACUUCUCUCAGACCAUGACUAAAACUGAAACAGAAAAAAGCAAACGGGAAGUUAAAUUAACUGAUGAAGAAGAGGCAAUCAAAGCAAAUCUAAUGGAUACUAUGGAACUACCUCCAGAAGUCCUUGAUAAGAUUGUUCCUGACUGGUGGAAGAAAGAGCCAUUCCGGUCCACAGGCUUUAUACUGGAUGGCUUCCCUCGUACUUCAGAUGAAGCCAUAUAUUUGUCAGAACAAGGACUCUGUCCUGAUGUUGUAGUUUAUAUUCAAGUAGAAGAAGAUGACAUUCUUAACCGUCUUUUUCGGCCACGUCUGGAAAGAUGGAAAGACAGACAGCGUAAAAAAAAGGAAUAUAAGAAGAAGCUGAAGGAACUAAAAGCAAAAAAAAGAAAUGAGAACAUUGCCAGAAGAAGGGAAGAACUUUUAGCAGAGCGACAAAAAAAGAAGCAAGAGGCUUUAGCAAAUAAGGAUAAUGAUGAAGAUAGUGAGGAGGAGGAGGAGAAUGAAGAUAUUGAAGCUAUACUUGCAGAAGAGUUUUUAGAAGAAGAGGAAGAACCAGAAGAAGAAGAAAAUGAAGAAGAUGCUGUUGAGCGCAUGCAAAAUGAAAUUUCGGAGAAAUUUGAAUCAGAAGUAGAAAGAUUACAAAGUGUGCAGGAAGAAUUUGAAAAGUUAUUAAUACCACCACUUGAGAUCAAUGGAGGACGGAAGCCUCACAUCGUGUGCUACCAAAUAUACAGCAAGCUGAAAUCUCUAGUGGAAAACCGCAGGAGCAUUUUUGAGAAAUGUUACCCAAUAAGUUUGCCACUUGCACAAAAGAUGCUAGUUUUCUCAUAUAAACGACUAAGUUCUUUUGGUCAGUGGGAUCCAGUCAAGUUAAGCCAAGGAGAUGUGAUCAAGCCACAACAAAGGCAGGGAAGCACAGUCUUUCCAGUAAUCCAUCGACAAUAUAUUUAUUUCUUUUCAAGUAAAGAAAAUAAAGAAACAUUUAUGACAAAUCCCAUCAAAUAUAUUUGUCAGCCAAAACCUAAGCUAUCUGCACCAGUAAAGAUUGCAUUUGUGGGACUUCCAAAAUCUGGAAAGACUACAGUUGCCCAGAGACUUGCGAGUGUUUAUGGGUUCGCGCGCCUGUCCUUAGGAGAUGCCAUCCGGUUUGUGAUAAACAACCAGCCAGAGAGCGAGUUGGCACUUAAGGUACAGUCACCCCUUCUCCAAGGACUCACCGUACCUGAUGAAUUGGCCAUCCAGGCUCUAGAAGUGGCUCUGCUAAAUCACGUGGAUAAUGCCACUGGAGUUGUAAUAGAUGGAUAUCCUCUAACAAGAAAACACGUAAAUCUCUUGGAAUCAACUAAGAUAGUUCCAGUGAAAAUCUUUGAAUUCAAUAUGGAUACAAAGGAAAUGUUCAGGAGAGCACUGUUGGACAAGGAAAGCCCAAACCGACCUUCCUAUCCUGAACAUGACAGCCCACAGAUUCUAGCUAUUAAAAAUUCCUGCUAUAAAGAGCACAUUGAUGAUAUUAGAACUUACUGUAUGAAGGAAUAUCAGAACUGGUGUGUGAUUGAUGCCAAUCACAACAAAUGGAGGGUCUGGAACAGUGUUCUGCAAGAAGUUCAGAUGGUUGUUAAACAAAUGCAGAUAUACCUGGAAAAAAGAAAAGAAGGAAAAGCAGCCAGCAUUGCUUAUUUAUGUGUCACUCCCAAGGAACUGCAGGAUCGGCUGGGGGAGUGUGGACAGUACUGUCCUGUCAGCCUUGCAGAGAAAGGUGAACUGAUUGACUGCUCUGUAACCCCCUCACUGGAGUUUGCUGCAGAAUUUCAAGGGCGCUAUUACAGAAUGGCUUCACAGGAAGAACUGGAAAAAUUUUUGAGCAGACCAGAGGUUUAUGUAUCAUCACUGGCAUCUCAUCCUCUCCCACCCCCACAUAUGUUGCCAAAGAAACUGACUGCAGCAGAAGUGAUGGCCUUAUUCCCUGUAAAGGCUGAAAUGCAGGGAUACUGUCCAGUCACUUACCUAGAUGGAAAACAGAGAUAUGAAGCUUUGGUGCCUGGCAACAUCGAGUAUGCAGCAAAAUACCAAGACAAGGUAUAUAUUUUUGAAAGUGAAGAAAAACUUCAGAAGUUUAUGAGGUUACCAGAGAAGUACUGGAAUCUGAAGCUUCCCCACAAACUCCCUCCAAAAAAAGAGCCAAUGCUACUAACUACACUUCCUGUGGCUGGAUACCUUGAACAGGGAGUAGCAACUUCUCUAAUAAAAGCUCUGCAUGAAGUCGGCAGCCUUAAGCCAAAGUUCCCAUUCCUAAGUGUGAAAGAAACUGCUCUGCUUUUUGUCUCCUUCCAUCUAAAAGCACACAACCCCCGGAGCUCGGAGCCAGUGCGGCAGAUGUACAGGAAGAAGCUGUUGGAGUUUGUGGAGCACUGCCAACUCAUCCCCUACCUGGGGACUGCCAUGACGGGCCCAUAUAAAGAGCCAAGAGAACGGCCCCUUGGCCUUGAUGACAGGCUGCAGACUUUUCUUUCCCUGAAAGGCACUCGUCCCACUUUUGUGUGAAACCUGUAUUUCCCCUGAUAAACACAUGGAGUGUUACCAUCAGGCACCAGCAUGGCUGCAACAUGGCCCGCAAACAUCACACGUUCUCGGGCCAGUUUUUUAACUAUGAAAUCUUAGAAAUAAAAUCUUUUGUCUGAAGCUGAGAGACAUAAAGCUACUAGAGAGUGUCCAAAGGAAGGCUGUGACAAUAGUGAAGGGCCUUGAGGGGAAGCUGUGUGAGGAGCAGCUGAGGCCACUUGGUCUGUUCAGCCUGGAGGAGACUAAGGGGAGACCUCAUUGCAGUCUACAGCUUCCUCAUGAGGGGAAGAGGAGGGGCAGGCACUGAUCUCUUCUCUAUGGUGACCAGUGACAGGACCCGAGAGAAUGGCCUGAAGUUGUGCCAGGGGAGGGUUAGUUUAUAGAUAUUAGGAAAAGGUUUCUCACCUAGAGGGU
Messenger RNA from Hirundo rustica (Barn swallow), 6482 nucleotides. It is a transcript of the gene AK9, whose product is annotated as adenylate kinase 9. Gene Ontology annotation, cellular component: cytoplasm. Gene Ontology annotation, biological process: AMP phosphorylation. The transcript is spliced from 39 exons. Bases 300 to 6050 code for a protein of 1916 amino acids. Lineage: Eukaryota; Metazoa; Chordata; Aves; Passeriformes; Hirundinidae. Gene Ontology annotation, molecular function: nucleoside diphosphate kinase activity; ATP binding; AMP kinase activity. The record is from RefSeq and is a predicted model, not a curated record.